Messenger RNA from Penicillium longicatenatum, 1431 nucleotides. RefSeq names its product sugar porter family MFS transporter. NCBI's taxonomy places the organism in Eukaryota, Fungi, Ascomycota, Eurotiomycetes, Eurotiales, Aspergillaceae. The record is from RefSeq and is a predicted model, not a curated record. The transcript is spliced from 3 exons. Gene Ontology annotation, cellular component: membrane. Bases 1 to 1431 code for a protein of 476 amino acids. Gene Ontology annotation, biological process: carbohydrate transport; transmembrane transport. Gene Ontology annotation, molecular function: carbohydrate:proton symporter activity.
AUGGCGAAGAUCACAACAUUACUGUCGGCCGUGUUCUUGGCCAUCGGAGGUUUCCUCUUCGGCUAUGAUAGCGGUAUCGUCACCUCCACCAUAGGCCAGACCGAAUUCAUCAAGUACUUUUCCAACCCUAAUGACACUGUUACUGGUGGCAUUGUAUCUGCAUUUCAAGGUGGUGCAAUUCUGGGCACGAUGAUCAACAUGUUCACAGGUGAUCGGCUGGGCCGCAAGAUGUCAGUCUUUACUGGUGCUUGUAUCUCGUGCUUUGGAUGCGCUCUGCAAGCUGGCGCCGUGAACAUGACCAUGCUCAUCAUCGGUCGAUUCAUUGCCGGCGCGGCGGUUGGUAUGCUCACCUCAGUCGUACCAAUGUAUGCCGGUGAGAUGGCCGAGUCUUCGACUCGUGGCAUGAUGUCCGGUUUGUUGCAGUGGAUGUUGAGCUGGGGAUACCUGGUCGCCCAGUGGCUGGGAUAUGGAUGUUCAUUUGUUGACACUGCUGUUCAAUGGCGCUUCCCUCUCGCUUUUCAGUGUAUUCCUGGUCUCACCCUUGCUUGUGGUGUGUGGUUCCUGAACGAAUCCCCCCGCUGGCUUAUGGAGAAGGAUCGUCACGACGAGGCCCUCGCUACACUGCAGAGGCUCCACGGCGAUGGAACUCCGGAGAAGGAACAGUACAUUGAGCUCGAGUUUCAAGAAAUUCGCGAGACCAUUGAUGCCGAACGUGCAUCGACCAAGAUCACGUGGAGCUCCAUCCUCACCAAACCCUCUUGGCGGCGGCGUCUCAUUCUGGGAUGUGCUGUCCAGGCCUUUGGUCCGCUGUCUGGUAUCAACGUCAUCAACUACUACGGCACUCGCAUCUAUGCAUCCCUGGGCAUUGAUACCAAAACUUCACUCAUGAUCAUUGGAAUUUCUGGAGCUUUGUCAAUUGUCUACUGCACCGGUGGUCUCUGGGCCUUGGAGAGAGUUGGUCGCAUCAAACCUCUGAUCAUUGGAUCAGCCGGAAUGGCUCUUGCCUUGGUUUGCAAUGCCGCUAUGUCCCAGCACUAUGAUGAGAGUAACGGCAACGAGCUUCGUGCAAUGGUGGCCAUGAAUUUUGUCUUCAGUUUCUUCUACACUUUCAUUGGAAUUAUCUCAUGGGUCUACCCCGCUGAGAUUUUCCCUGUAGACAUUCGCAACCAAGGCAAUUCGGUUACCACCUUCACAAACUGGACCAUCAAUCUGGUUUUUGCUCAAUUUUCGCCAACAGCCUUGUCCACCAUUGGAUUCCGUUACUUCUACGUUUUCUUCGUGUUCAAUAUCAUUGCCAUGAUAUGCUAUAUUCUAUUCUUCCCGGAGACCAAGGGCAAAACUUUGGAACAGAUGGAUAUGCUGUUUGGUGAUAGCAAUGUCGCACCUUCUUCUGUUGAAAAGGUCGGUGCGGAAGUGGAACACGCGGAGUGA